This is a messenger RNA of Cooperia oncophora, 846 nucleotides long. NCBI's taxonomy places the organism in Eukaryota, Metazoa, Nematoda, Chromadorea, Rhabditida, Trichostrongylidae. The record is from the annotation of a GenBank genome assembly.
AUGCUCCUACGGUUCGCAUCUCUGAAUCUUCAUCGUCAGCAAGUCUUCUGGGACCGCGUCACGGCACACUUCAUCAAGGUCUGUGGCCAUAUAACUCCAUCCUUACGCGAAUGGGCGGCUGUUGCUUUGUCAAGCAUCAUCAAACAAGCGUUCAAAGCAAAAACUGGGCUAUCAGAAGCGGAACAUCAGGCUAUCACACUGAAGACACUGCGCUUGAUGUGCUCUAUUCACCAGGCGGAUGUGCAAAGACGUCAGCUUGACUGUUUGAUGGCGCUUCUCCAAACGGACGGUGCUCAACUUGUACCCGAGAUGUGGCAACAUGUAAUUUUCAUAGUUGCUGCCGUCGUUGAUGAAGAGAACUGCUGUGACGAAGCUCUGGUACGGCAGGGAUACCUCGGCCUGAGACUUGUGGCUGCGGACUUUCUUCCGUCACUUCCGUUCGAGUGUAUCUCCGUGUUGGUGGAAGCAGUCGCGCGAUAUGGAAGGCAAACGGCUGAUCACAACAUUUCCUUGUCAGCUCUCACUCAGCUGUGGACAAUCUCUGACUUUGUCUUUCGAAAGAGCGAAGUUGUGGGUGCUGAUGCAUCUGAAAAGGUUUGGCUGGUGCUGUAUACGUGCCUAUCUGAACUGUGUGUUGAUGUUCGGCCGUCUGUCCGCAAAAGUGCCUGCCAAACUCUUCUUCAAACGGUGGCCUCCCACGGCCAUGCUUUGCGGAUUAGCACAUGGAAUCAUAUGAUAUGGCAGGUAGGAUGGAGCUCAAGUGAGAAGCUAUUGGGGCUGACAGUGGUCAAGGCGAGGACAGUUAUCGCAGAGGCUUUCGCGCUUGUAUCUGGCGUCCUUUCUUGA